This is a messenger RNA of Zychaea mexicana, 1949 nucleotides long. Its product is annotated as P-loop containing nucleoside triphosphate hydrolase protein. Gene Ontology annotation, molecular function: ATP binding; RNA binding; RNA helicase activity. The transcript has 6 exons. Gene Ontology annotation, cellular component: nucleus; cytoplasmic stress granule. Gene Ontology annotation, biological process: poly(A)+ mRNA export from nucleus. The record is from RefSeq and is a predicted model, not a curated record. Bases 375 to 1877 code for a protein of 500 amino acids. Lineage: Eukaryota; Fungi; Mucoromycota; Mucoromycetes; Mucorales; Lichtheimiaceae.
ACAGAUCCUUGCCAUCAAUCCUACUUUUUUCCUUUCUCUCCUUUUCUUAAAUCUAGGGUGUUCCGAGCUUGGUUCUUUUUAAAGUUUCUUCUCUUCUCCACACACACGAUCGUACGCAUACACAAGUGUAUAGACAACCGAACAAAAGGAGAGAACAAGGUGCCAAAGUUAUUUUUUGCGCCUUUUCGUCUCCUAACAAAAAAAAAAAUCCCACCGUGUUGUUCGAGAGAAUACACCCAAAGGUUACUGUAAGGGAUACAAAAAGAAAAGAAACCAAGAAUGCUCGAGCCCGAUCUACUUUUUUCCCUGUUGUUGUUGUUGUUGUUUUCCCCCUAAUCUAUUUGAUUCAAAUCUUGAAAGAACACACACACGCAAUGAAUGUCUUGAGACUUAACCCGUUUAUUGGUCUUUUUUUAGAAUCUGUCGACACACUUGCUGUAAAGCUCGGUGAUCUCACUACAUCAAAACCUACAGAUUCCGAACAGCCUGAGAAUCAGAAAUCUGCCUCUCCGGUUCAAACUACUAAGCCUGCCUCUCCGGCUCAAACUACUACUACUACUACGAACGACAAGCCCGCUGAUGGAUCAACUGAGCAAUCCAAAGAGCAAUCCAAAGAUGAAGAAUCGAAUUUGAUCAAGAGCACACACACGGUCCAGGUCAAGUUAGCAGAUCAGCAGGCCGACCCCAACUCGCCACUUUAUUCCGUCAAAUCGUUUGAGGAGUUAGGACUGAGCCCAGAGUUGCUCAAAGGCCUCUAUGCCAUGAAAUUCUCUAAACCAUCCAAGAUUCAGGAACGCGCUCUACCAUUGCUCAUUGCUAACCCACCGCGAAAUAUGAUCGGCCAGUCGCAGAGUGGAACGGGCAAAACGGCAGCUUUUGUACUGACGAUGCUUACGCGAGUCAACGAAGCGAUCAACCAACCCCAAGCGAUCUGUCUCGCACCUUCACGUGAAUUAGCGCGCCAAAUCCUCGACGUUGUGCAGGAAAUGUCAAAGUUCACCAAACUCACGAGCGUGCUUGCGGUCAAGGACUCACUUCCCAAGGGCCGUCCCGUGCACCAGCAGAUUGUGGUUGGCACGCCGGGCACUGUGCAAGAAGUGAUCCGACGACGUCUUUUGCUGACGAACCAGGUCAAGAUCUUUGUAUUGGACGAAGCUGACAACAUGUUGGAUCAAGCUGGCUUGGGCGACCAAAGUAUCCGUAUCAAGGGAGCCAUCCAGAACAGGGAUUUCCAGGUCGUGCUGUUCUCUGCCACCUUCCCCGACCAUGUCCGCAGAUUUGCCACCCGCUUUGCACCAUCGGCCAACGAGAUUUCACUCAAGCGUGAAGAGUUGUCUGUGGACUUGAUUAAGCAGUUUUACAUGGAUUGCGAUAACCAGGAGCACAAGUACGAUGUGCUGUGCAACUUGUACGACAUCUUGACGGUGAGUCAAAGCAUCAUCUUUUGUGCCAAGCGUGACACGGCCGACGAGAUUGCGAAGCGCAUGUCAGGCAUGGGCCAUGCUGUGGUGGCUCUGCACGGCAAAAUGACGCCAGAAGAACGUGACAGGGUGAUGGACGAUUUCCGACGGGGCGAGUUCAAGGUGCUCAUUACGACCAACGUGUUGGCUCGUGGCAUUGAUAUCUUACAAGUGACGUUGGUCAUCAACUAUGACCUGCCCCUGGAUCAGCGUGGCCAGCCGGACUAUGAAGCAUACCUUCACAGAAUCGGUCGCACGGGUCGAUUCGGCCGCACGGGCGUCAGCGUCAACUUUGUACAUGAUAAGAAAAGCUGGGAGCUGAUGCAUCAGAUCGAGACGCAUUUCCAGCGAGAAAUCACCAGAAUACCGACAGAGGAUUGGGAAGAAGUCGAAAAGCGAUUCAAGAGUGUUCUAUAAUUGCAAUAUAUAAUUUGUACCGCCUUUUAUUUCCCCUCCCCCUCUCCCUUUCCAAUUACACUUACACAUAAC